ACAUAAUGUGAGGAAGGUUUACUUUGACUAAAUCUUCUGAAAAGUGUAGGACCUAGACUGUUACCUGGACAAAAAGCAAAUCAGUUGAUCGAAAGUGCUAAGAACAAUAUUGGAAAGUCAGCGAGAUACCACGGCGUUAUGGUGUUUCCAAGGAUACAAUUUUCCAGACUGAAGCUAAAAGUGAGUGUGAUGCAUGAGUUUUCAAAGGCAGAAAAAACCAGAACAAUGCCAAGGACAGUGUGAAGAGAAAAAAAGAAAAAAUAAAUUCAAUAGUGAGGGCUUGCAAGGCCUGAAUUUCGGUAGGAAUUGCGAAUAUCAACUUUGAUGGAUAGUUAGAAUAUUAUGUAAGAAGUGGGUGACAAACAAUGGAACACUUACUAAUGGAGUGCGUUAAAAUAAGGAGACUCCUCUUCCUCCUUAUCGUAGUGAUAAAUUGUGUGGAAUCUUUGAACAAUUCUGGAAGUGACUCGGCAUUACCUCUCGUUCCAUCAUUGACGGAGGAACUCUCUGAACAGGAACUAUCCUCUCAACUUCAAGAUGUUGGUACUAGAAGUGGGGGAUGGUCGUCCUGGUCAGAGUGGUCCCCUUGUUCAAGAUCCUGUGAUGGUGGAGUUUCCCACCAAAUCAGGACUUGUAACACUGCUUCCUGUAGAGGCGAAAAUAUACGCCACAAGAUUUGUAAUAUGCAGGCUUGUCCGGAGCCCAGAGAUUUCCGAGAAGACCAGUGUUCUAGUUUCAACAGUAAACCAUUCAAAAACAUCAUGUACGAAUGGUUUGCCCAUUACGAUGAAGAAAAUCCCUGCGUAUUAUUCUGCAAGGGUAAACUAGCGGAAGAGGACUCCGAUGAAGAUACUUCAGAAGAACCUGUGAUGACUAUAACUAAAUUAGCUGAUAAAGUUCACGAUGGAACCAGAUGUAGACAUGGUAGUUUGGAUAUGUGCAUCGAUGGGAUUUGUCACGUGGUUGGUUGUGAUCUUCAAGUUGGCUCUAUGAAACAAGUGGACGCAUGUGGAAUUUGUGGAGGGGAUGGAUCAUCUUGUGCACGACCACUGUACCACUGGAACUUAGCACCAAUGUCAUUAUGUUCUGUUACUUGUGGAGGAGGAUACAAGAUGUCGCGUCCAGUUUGUCAAAAUAGAAUAUCUGGAGAAGAAGUUGAUGAACAACUCUGCAAUGAUUCUCAAAAGCCAGACUCAACUGUCAUACCUUGUAAUAACCACAAUUGUCCGGCCAGAUGGCAUGCUGGCGACUGGGGACCUUGUACAGUGACAUGUGGAGGUGGUUCCAGAGUAAGGCAAGUGUACUGCGUGGAAGAAGCAAACAACACGAAAAUAAAGGUUAACGAAAUGAAGUGUUUUGGUCUCAAACCAAGGUUCCAGGAAUCUUGCAACCAAUUCGAAUGUCCCACGUGGCAUUCUUCUAGCUGGUCUGGUUGUUCAGUAUCGUGUGGUGAAGGAGUACAAAUCCGCCUGGUGGAAUGUCGUGACGACAAAGAAAAGCUGAGUACCAAAUGCGAUCCUCUGUUGAAGCCCACUGACACCAAGCCCUGCUCGACAGGUAUCCAGUGUCCGUUCAGUGGAGAUUCCGGUGAAGACUUCUCAGUCCUACCAUAUCAUCAACCAUUGAUUCAACCCUAUCCACCUCCUCCCCUACCGGAAAAACUGGUGGGGGAUGCAAUCGUGCCCUCUGAAACUACAUUUGUACCCGACCAAUGGGGGCCUUGCAGUGUCAGCUGUGGUGAAGGUGUGAGAAAAAGAGAGGUACACUGCAAAAUUUUCCUAGAAUUCUCGAGAACCAUCGCCAAAUUACCAGAUCAUAAAUGUGGUACUCCAAAACCAAUUGAAAUAGAGAAAUGCUACAUGGGACCCUGCACUGCCGAAAAAAUCGGUAUGGAAAUUGCAGUAGACACGAUCAAAGAUGAUCCUUAUAGGGAAUUCAAAGUGGCUGGAGGAGACAUUCUAGGUUCACCUGGAAAAACCUAUGCCUGGAAAGAACAAGGCUACACACACUGCAGCGCUACUUGCCUUGGAGGCAUGCAAGAGCUAAUAGUGAAUUGCAUUCGAGAAGAUACCGGAAAAGUGACAUCACCUUAUCUCUGCCCAAUGGAAACGAAACCCGAAAUCCUGAAGAGGAUCUGCAACGAUAUACCGUGUCCUCCCAAAUGGAAUUACAGUGAAUUCUCACCUUGCACUCAAAACUGCGGAUUGGGCCUUCAGACCAGAGAGGUCAAUUGCAUCCAUGAAGUAACGCAAGGAGGCAGAAACACCAUCGUUGUACCGAACAAUAAUUGUCCUCAACCACCACCACCAGAUAGGCAAUACUGUAACGUCUUGGACUGUCCAGUCAGAUGGGUAGUGUCCGAAUGGUCUAGGUGUACGAAAUCUUGCGAUGGUGGAGAAAAAAACAGGAAAGUGGAGUGCAAGCAAACCAUGGCCCAAAACCACACAGUUAGUCGGCCUCAGAAUAUGUGUCCAUCCCCAAAACCACCAGAGAAGAAACCAUGCAACACCAAGAGCUGCGUCAUUGAAACGGACAAACCCAAAAUCUUCGCUUCAAACAACACCUUCAUCCAACACAACAUCAAACAGAAAAAAAUCUCGCUGACUGUUGGUGGAGCAGCCACGGUUUUCUUGGGAACGACGGUAAAGGUAAAGUGUCCAGUAAAAAGGUUCGACAGAAGCAAAAUCGCCUGGUUAAAAGACAAGAUACCACUGCCGAAAUCUAAAAAAUUCAAGACAUCGAAAAAGGGGGCUUUGAGGAUACAGAAUUUGUCCUUGAGGGAGAGUGGUUCCUAUACCUGCAUCGCAGGGAAGUCUUCUGCUAACAUUCAGAUUUCCGUUAGGCCUAAACCCGGGGAAUUUCCAACAUCUGAAGAGAUCCAAAAGGGUUAUAAGCAUCGUAAUGAUCUUCUGCCUAAUGUUAAUCAUAACAGAGACGAGAUGGUUUUUAAUAGCGAUGAUCAGAGUCAUGAACAGCGGCCGGAUGGACAGAAGAAGAAGUCUAGUAAACCGAAGUUAUUCACGCCUACACUACCGUCGCUAACUUUAGAUAAAAAUCAACUGAAUGCUCUGCCUCCACAAAGUACCAGUAGCCAGAACACAGAGAACAACGAACAGGAUCGCCUUUUAUCCUCAUCCUCUGAAUCAUUAAAACCAGCUGGAGGCAGCUCCAGCUCUGGUUCGAGGCCGAUGCCUCAUUUUCAGAGUCUCGUUUAUAAUUUACAGCUUCUAUGGCCUUUCCAGAUGUUCGGCAACUCCCGUGGUCAUCGGAUGAUAUCAACUUCAGAAGAAUAUUUUCCUAGAGACGUUGCCAAUGCAGACCAACUGUUCAGCACCACCCCAUUCGAAGAAGAUCCAGGUAGAGAGAUCGUUCUUGGAAAGGGGGCAGAGGAUAUGACUUUCGAUUGGGUUCUUGGUCCUUGGUCGCCUUGUUCAGAACCUUGCGGUUUCAAUGGUGUCCAGACAAGAGAUGCUAAGUGUAUGGUGAAGUUGCACAACACCACACAAGAGGUGAACAGUCACCUUUGCGACGAUGCCAACCUCAUUCCUCCUGAUACCUUGAGGCAAUGUAAUAGACAUGGGUGUCCAAGAUGGAAAGUGGAGGCUUGGAGUGAUUGCAGUAAAUCAAAGUGUAUCUCGUUGCAUAAAGCUAUACAAAGAAGAGUAGUCAAAUGCUAUUCAUGGGAUAACCUUGUCUUAGGUCCAUCAAAAUGCGAUAAAACCAGCAAGCCUAACCAACAGCAAGAGUGCUUCAAUAAUAGGUGUGUUGGAAAAUGGAGAGCAGGUCCUUGGUCUGAGUGUGCUGCGGGUUGUGAAAUGCACGGAGUGAAAUACAGAAUUCUGCAAUGCGUUUGGUUUGGUACUAAAAAACCAGCGGGAACAGCUUGCAAAGACAUUCCACGACCUCCUGUGAUGAAACCAUGUGUAGGACCAUCGUGUUCUAACUCGGUUACAGAUUGCAAAGACCAUUCCACAUUCUGCCCAAACGUCAAGGCAAUGAGCAUGUGCAAUGUUUCCUGGUACACGCAACAGUGUUGUGAAUCGUGUAAAAAUUAGAGACCAAAUUAGUUCAAUUGCAAAUGACUGUUACUUGUACAAAUCUCUCCUUAAAUUAAAUUAUAUCACUUGUAUAUUUCUAUGGCAAUAGUAGCAAAAUACGUUAUGAUCGAGCUUCUGCCGCCAUGUCGCUUAUAGUAUGGUAACCAUACAUGAAUAACUAGGCAAAUCCAUUGGUAAAAUGUAGGAAAUGGGAAAAUUCAUCAAUUCUAAAUACCCAUUAAUGAGGAAAAAUUAUUACAGUAUCUAUUAGUUGAAUCAAUAAAAUGUGUUGAAGAAUAUGUUUGAACUGUUAGUGGUUACCAAUAUUCAACAGUAACAAUAUCUCGAGAAUUAUCAUAGUGUCAGAGAAAAAUUCAUGACAGAUGCAGCUUUGUUCGAGAGGAAUAUUCAAAUGAUUAUACCUUUAUGUUAACUGAAUAUGCAAAGUGAUUUAUUAUGCUCUUUUAAAAUUCUUAACCAAAUGAAUUAUGAGGAAUAUUACUCGUUUCCUACAUUUUCCCAUUAUUAUGCCUCUACUGUACUAAGAGCUACAAAAUUAAGACUGAUGUUAAGUAUUUUUCAUUUAAUUGCUACUACAUUCCAAGACGUUAUGUAUUUAAAUAUAUAAAAUUUAUUAUUAAUUCAUAACAUAUUUUUCUGUUGAACAGUUCAAAAGUAACAUCAUCAUCGACAAAAAUAAUAAUUGUACAUUAAGUUACCAUUCUAUUUAACUUUUCGAAUGAUUCCUUAGACAAUAUUUUUCGAUGUAAAUAUAAUUUUUAUUACUAUUAGAACAAUCAACAAGUUAGACAUGAUUAGAAAAUUGUUAGCAAAAGUUAGUUGACUUAUUGAUUAUUUAUUUCUAUCGAGAAUUAAUGAAUGAAGAGUUCCAGUUUUGUAUCCUCAUUACGUGAUUAGAUUUUAAGAUAAGUUUCUGUCCAUGAGAUGCACAUACAUACUUACCAUUAAUUUAGAUUUAUAUUUAUAAGCCGUUCAAGAGGAUCAGUAGUCAAUAAGCUACCGAUUCUGAAUAUUUUUCCAAAAAAUCGAAGAUUUUAAAAGUGUUUAAGGAUUGGAACGAACUAUUAUGGAAAUAUUUACUGAGAAAACAAAGAAAUUUUUGAAAUGUGAAUUGUUGAGAAACCGCAUAAAUGCUUCCUUCUCAGAUAUGUAAAAAUUAUGAAUUUGCAAUAAUAAAUAAAGAUAUUUCGCCAUGUUGUCAAUAUGAUCAUGUGAUGAAAGUUGUAUAAAAUACAAAUUAUUGUUGA
This is a messenger RNA of Harmonia axyridis, 5305 nucleotides long. It is a transcript of the gene nolo, whose product is annotated as protein madd-4. The coding region runs from base 366 to 4055 and encodes 1229 amino acids. Gene Ontology annotation, biological process: extracellular matrix organization. Lineage: Eukaryota; Metazoa; Arthropoda; Insecta; Coleoptera; Coccinellidae. Gene Ontology annotation, cellular component: extracellular matrix. The transcript has 18 exons. The record is from RefSeq and is a predicted model, not a curated record. Gene Ontology annotation, molecular function: metalloendopeptidase activity.